GUAGGCAAACUUCACGCAUUGCAGGUCUGCUGCAAAAGUAAACACUUGCUUGAGUGUAGAAGCAAGUUCGCACUAGCUUUUCUAGCUUCUGAGAACAGCGUACAUUGGCACCAGCUGGAACGCCAAGCGUGCAGGGCAAUUUCAAUGGUUGAAACCGGGAUUAUGAAUUUAGUAACCACCUUGGUUCUGGUCUGCUCCAUGGUGAUGCUCGCUGAUUCGACAACCUCCAAAACAGACUGCAACUUUACUGACCUGGAUUUGGACGGUGCUCUGACAAGUGUAAUCACUCAGCUAUCGAAGCAUGAACAGCAGAGUAGUUACAGGAUCAGCCCAUACGUAUAUCUUUUAGAUAUUCAGUGCUGCAACACGAGUGGCCUCCCGUUGCUGCGCCAGUACGGACCACUGCUUCAUUACUGCGUCAAUGGCACGCGCAAAUUUCAAGUCGACCUAGUCCACAAUGGUUACAUUGAGGUGAUAAUGAGUUGGAGUUUGUACAACGGAAACACAGGGACACUGGUACUCGGCGCAGAAUUAUCGCGCUUUACCCUGCAAUUUGCAGUUUUGGAACAACCACCCGGGAAAACCAUCGCUCUUAGGUUGGAAUAUCCCAUCGUUCCGGUGGCGACGAAAAUGACUUACGCUGCUGUUGAAGGGGUUGGCGAAACCGUACGAGCUGCAACUGCACUCUGGAGCAAUCUUUGGCCCUCGGUGACGCAACGUUUGUGGAAUGAGUAUUUCUUUGAAUAUUUGCGCAGGGCCAUCUGUGAUGCUCAGCGCGAUUUGUUUGUUCCACCUGUACAAACCAUUUCACAAGAGACCACCACCUCAAGUGCGUUCACUGUACUUACCGAAUUUGAUGCGUGUCCUUAUUAAAUGGUGCGCUAGAAACUCCAGGUAACAUGCGGGGUGCUCCACAUUGCUGAUCACAUCUGCAGACUCUCUGCGACAGUCGAAUAGGCAACGUGAACAAUCUGUGAAUUUUGGGCUCUGUAAUGGCUUCGAAGCGUGAGUUAUGCCUGUGGUUGCUAUUGUUGAUUGCCGUGACUCGCUGUGCAUAAGCGGACAACAGUGCGAAAAUGUGAAAAUGUAAGCAGCUGCCUACAUUUAUUUCAGUUAAGAGGCCAUGCAAUGUUUUAUGCAGGCAUGCAUCAAACUAUCGCGGCGCCGUCAACACGAAAUACUGAAAAAUCAAGCUAUUUCUGUGCCAAAUCAAAAAUAUGUGUCAAGGCUCAAAAUUAGAAUCGCCUCUCUCCACAUGCAUUUUCCAAAUCAAUAGACUGCUGAGUAGGACUGAUGCACCUAAAUAUUCUGAACUUUGUUUAUCACUGCUUAGAUACAAAGCGAAUAAAAUGUUUGUUUCCUUG
Messenger RNA from Dermacentor silvarum, 1364 nucleotides. RefSeq lists its product as uncharacterized. Bases 145 to 873 code for a protein of 242 amino acids. The record is from RefSeq and is a predicted model, not a curated record. NCBI's taxonomy places the organism in Eukaryota, Metazoa, Arthropoda, Arachnida, Ixodida, Ixodidae. The transcript is spliced from 3 exons.